This is a messenger RNA of Platichthys flesus (European flounder), 1541 nucleotides long. RefSeq names its product ring finger protein 182 (gene rnf182). The coding region runs from base 176 to 1027 and encodes 283 amino acids. The transcript has a single exon. NCBI's taxonomy places the organism in Eukaryota, Metazoa, Chordata, Actinopteri, Pleuronectiformes, Pleuronectidae. The record is from RefSeq and is a predicted model, not a curated record.
CACACACUACAGGAGCCUGCUGGACAGCCACAGUGAACCCCACAGCCUCAGUGGAGUGGAUCCUCAUCACUGUCUCCAUCUAUGGGAAACUCUCCAUGUCCGUUGGUGCUCUUGCCUGUGAGCUCUUGGUCGGACCUCUUUUCUGAUCUCGAGGCAGGAGAACGUUGGUGGCAGGAUGAUGAUUGAGCCGCAAAGCACAGAGGAUGGUGGUGGUGGUCGUGGAUGUGGCCACACGGACCUACUGAGCCCGGAGGAGCUGGAGUGUAAGAUCUGCUAUUGGGCGUACAAUCUCAGGAGUCGCAGGCCCAAGCUGCUCGAGUGCUGCCACCGCCUGUGCGCUAAGUGCCUCGCUAAGAUCCUGGAUCUGGGUGAGUCGCCCCCCAACGUGGUAGUGUGCCCGUUCUGCCGCUACAUCACCAGACUUCCCGGGGAGGCCGUGAGCAGUUUGCCAGAUGACUGCAACCUGGUGGCAGCACUGUCUCUCCACAGCAGGAAUCAGAGGAACCUCCAGUUCCACCAGGAGUCGACCACGGAGCUGCUCCUCAGCCCAAGGCGCUUGAACUCGCUGAUGGGCAGCAACGCACCAGUGAUGUCCCCUUCCCCUUCCUCCUCCGCCACUACGUACUCCUCCAUCCGGAGCUCCCCUAACUUUGUCGUCAUCACCAUACUGGAACCUCCGCCAGCCCCUGCCUCAAACCAGGAUCUCCACCAGCAGCCACAUGGAUCACACACAUCAAGCCGGAGCUACCGCUCGUCCAGUCUGGACUCCAUGGCGUCCAUCACGCAGAGGUGGACGGUGUGGAACUGUGCAUCCCUCCUGUGCCAGACAUCCGCCAGGGCACUGGUGUGGGUGCUGGGGCUGCUGUACUUCAGCUCGCUGCCCCUGGGGGUGUACCUGCUCAUCAUGCAGAGGACUUCGCUCGGCGUGCUGCUGCUGAGCCUGGUUCCUGCCAGCCUCGUCAUGAUCAUGGUCUAUGGAUUCUGCCAGUGUAUCUGCCAUGAGUUCUGGGACUGCAUGCCACCAUAAUGGGAGCAGAUGAAUGGGCCAUGGCUGGCUUUGAAUAUGCUUCACAAUAGAUGUCAGGAAUUCACUAAUGGGGAUGUUACUGUGUAACUGGCCAUGUGAGCGUUGACUUCAUUGGCAGGAAAAUUAUCCUUUUUUAUGUGAGAAGAAAGCAACAGAAUCAUGUACAUCACAGAGGAAGCUCACAGUUGUGGGCUUUUCAUUAUUAUAUAUGUUAAUUUGUGCAUUUGUUUAACUUGACAGACUAAUUACCCAGUGGAGCUCACAGAUUUAGCAGAUUCUGGAAGCACCUGCUAAAUAUUAUGCACAAUACUGCUGCAGUGAGAAACUGGCAGAUUGUGUCAGUAAUAUCUGCCUCCGACUCCAGUGGAUCUAAUUUGUUAUCUAACAGUGGUCCUCGUCCUUUUCAGAUUGUGUCACGGCCAUAAUGCGUCAAAUGUGAACUCAACUAUUGCAGAGUCCUGAGAGUUCUUGAAAUCAGCAGCAGGAUGAUCCUGCAAAAAAUGCACCAAAAAGA